UCGCUAACACCUGUAUUUUAUAGAUCUGAUUCAGUUGAAAGCGCUCAAAGAGAAAUAGAACUUUGGUUCCCUAAUGGUGUUGUUUCAUGGGAACGUCACAAUGUUCAUAAAUUAAUCUACGAAUAA
Messenger RNA from Dentiscutata heterogama, 126 nucleotides. The record is from the annotation of a GenBank genome assembly. NCBI's taxonomy places the organism in Eukaryota, Fungi, Glomeromycota, Glomeromycetes, Diversisporales, Gigasporaceae.